AUGAUUAUAGCUUGUUUCAUUGGUCAAUUAAAUGGAUGGUGGGAUAAUUAUUUGACCCCAACACAGCGUAAUUCUAUUUUAACUGUUGUUAAACAAGAAGGAAGAUGGACGGAUAAUAAUGAAUCUAUUCGUACCAUGCUUCAAAAUCUUAGAUGUAAGACACUAACAUCAUUUAGGUGGUAUAAAGAUGUUUUUCUUUGCCGGGUCAUGGAAUUACCAGAGAGUAAUGACUCUCACUGGAAGUCCAAAUUUAUAGAUGGACUCCCUCCACUUUUUGCAGAAAGAGAAGGAUUAGCCUUAUGUAAUGAAAUUAGGCUAAGUCAGCAAAUCAAGUGUCAUGGUCUUAAUGAAAGACAACAAUUAGGAGAAUUUUGUGGACAGUUUGGUAUGGAUAUUCCACAAUCUUCUAAGAAUCAUCAUAGGCAUAAGAAAAAUCAUAAAGACUUCCAACAAUGGAAGGAGAACCGCUCGCAGAAAAAAGCUAGGCGCAAAAAGACUUUCAAGGAAAGAAAGAAUUUUAUUAAAUCCAAAAAUCCAAAAGCCUGUUAUAAGUGUGGCAGAAUAGGUCAUUUUUAUAAGAAUUGUAGGGUUAAGGAGAAGAUUAAAGCCCUUAACAUAGAUGAUGACCUUAGAGAAUCUUUAUAUAAAAUUUUGUUAAAUUCAAACCUAGAACCAGAGGAUGAUUCUAGUAAGGAGAGUGAUAGUUCUUCCAACCCCUCUUUAGAUGAAGAUAUUAGGGUGUUAGAUGAAGAGAAUUAUAUCUCAACCAGUUCAGACGAUGAGUGUCAACCAUGCCAAAUAGGGCAGCCUUGUGCUAAAACUAAGGAAGACGAUGAGUUUUAUAAACUUGUUUCCCAGUUUAGUGAAAACAGUCUUCAUGUUUUAGACGGUAAUAACCUCGUUGACCUCCUUAAAAAUAUUAAGGAUCCCAAUCUUAGGUCCCAAUUAUAG
This is a messenger RNA of Lycium barbarum (goji berry), 951 nucleotides long. RefSeq lists its product as uncharacterized. The record is from RefSeq and is a predicted model, not a curated record. The transcript is spliced from 3 exons. Bases 1 to 951 code for a protein of 316 amino acids. Gene Ontology annotation, molecular function: zinc ion binding; nucleic acid binding. Lineage: Eukaryota; Viridiplantae; Streptophyta; Magnoliopsida; Solanales; Solanaceae.